CGAAAACUCACGAGGGUGACCUGUCACAAACGAGUAUGGCUGCCGCGAAGUUAGACCCAGAGAUUUUGGAAAUAAUAUUUUCAUAUUUAAGUAUAUCUGAUCUUAGGAAUUGUUCAUUAGUUUGUAAAGAUUGGUACAAGUUUUUAAAUGACGAAAAUAAUGAUGUGUGGAGAUUUCACUGUGUGAGGAAACUGGCUGAGGAGGCUUUAAAAUCUGACUUGUUAAAAAAUGUUCCUACAUACAAAGCGAAAUUACGCGCAUUUUAUCAUGCAUGGAAUCCAAAUGAUUGUUCAAAGAACAUGUACGUUAAAUCCAAAGGGUUUUCGGUGCAUCGGAACCCUAUCGCUCAAAGUACAGACGGUGCACGGGGUAAAAUUGGUUUCCGGUCAGGCCGCCACUGUUGGGAGGUGUGGUGGGAGGGACCUUUAGGGACUGUUGCUAUGAUUGGACUGGCUACCAAAUAUGCUCCUAUGCAGUGUCAUGGAUAUGUAGGAUUACUAGGUGCAAAUGACCAAACUUGGGGUUGGAACCUAGUGGAUAACUAUCUUCUACACAAUGGAGACAGUCAAGGAAAUUAUCCAACAGUGAACAAUGCACCUAAAUAUCAGGUGGGGGAGAGGAUUCGAGUGAUACUUGACUGUGAAGACAAUACAUUAGCAUUUGAAAAAAACUAUGAAUUUUUAGGUGUGGCUUUCCGUGGGUUACCAGACACGCCCCUGUAUCCUUCCGUGUCAGCAGUGUAUGGCAAUACAGAGAUCUCAAUGGUAUACUUAGGACCGCCCCUCGACGGAUGACAUCAGUUUCACAGACUAGCACAAUCCACUAAUAAGAAUCAAUAUAACAGAUCUUGUGCUCCACAAUGGAGAUGCGAGUCUCUGUUUAGGGAGACUGCCUUUUCCCUCCAUGUGAGUGGGACUGGAAAUUUCCAUUAAGUUUGAGUAAAAUCCAGUGAGAAUCAUGUGUUACCGAGAUUUUUUAUGUUACUUUUGCUGGACCAAAAGUAGGAAAAUAUAUCCAUUCUAUGUGUCUCUCAUUACUGCUGCUAUACAAGAUUACAGAGUAUUUGUAGGUCAACAAGAGCAGACAUACCAUCUGUGUGUGUGUGUAUGUAGAUUUAUAAAUAGUGUUUGUGUUUUCAGUCUUGGACUGAGAUUUUUAUGAGAUGUCUGAGAUUUGAGAUUUUAAAUGACAUGCUUGUGUGCUGUGUUGUAGCAGUAUAAACCAUGUUUAUUAUUAUUAUUCUUAUUACA
This is a messenger RNA of Saccostrea echinata, 1250 nucleotides long. RefSeq names its product F-box/SPRY domain-containing protein 1-like. The transcript is spliced from 3 exons. The record is from RefSeq and is a predicted model, not a curated record. Gene Ontology annotation, molecular function: protein binding. NCBI's taxonomy places the organism in Eukaryota, Metazoa, Mollusca, Bivalvia, Ostreida, Ostreidae. Gene Ontology annotation, biological process: synapse assembly involved in innervation; proteasome-mediated ubiquitin-dependent protein catabolic process. The coding region runs from base 36 to 794 and encodes 252 amino acids. Gene Ontology annotation, cellular component: SCF ubiquitin ligase complex; synapse.